AUGUACAAGUUAAAGACGUCGAGCGAAGAAUUAAAGUCGAUUGGGACUCCGAAGUGGAUUUCACGAUGUGGUAACUGCAGUAUAAUCGUAAAGCGAGAAGACGCACUUCGGGGAGAAGUCGUUGUUGCUGGUGGAAGACUAUGGCACAAGCAGCACUUUCAAUGCACAGAAUGCAAGGCUCCCCUGCCCAACAUGGAGUACUACGUAAUCGGAAACAGCGUAGUGUGCAUUGACUGUCACCUUGAUGACGUCAGCCCAAAAUGUACAGGCUGCGGAAGAGCGGUUUACGAAGAGUACUUCUCUAUUGAUGGGAAACCUUUCCAUCACGACUGCUUCCUUUGUAGCCGGUGCAGAAAUCCUAUUCCAGGUGGGCAGUAUCUGAUGCUGGACGAAAAAUGGAUUGUUGGAAGUUGUUUCUUCGUGUCCCCUUCACCAGAAUUGAAUUUAAGCAAAAUUUCCGCCUCUAUCAUUUCCAAUUUAUCGUAUGGACUUCGACGAAAUGAAGAUGGCGUUCUACACGGUGGAACCCAAGAUUCUACUUUCGCGUUUGACCAUCAUUUCUCAAUCCCCACGCAAAGUUCUCAGAUAACCCAUGGCAAUCUAACUGGUGGAGUGGAUAGCAAUGCUGAUUUAACUUUCCAUGAUGUUGAAGAGGAAGAGCAAACACAAGUAGAAAAGCUCCCAGAGCACUCUUGUCGCUAUUGUGGUAUCUACGAGUCAAGCUGUGUUGCUAUGUGCACAGUUUGUAAUCGAUGGUUUUGCAACGGCAAAGGAAGUACAUCAGGCUCGCAUUUGAUCACUCAUCUUGUACGAUCUCAACAUAAAGAAGUCUGCCUUCACCGUGAGUCACCCCUUGGAGAAACGCAGCUGGAGUGCUACCAGUGUGCAUCGCGAAACGUAUUUAUGUUGGGAUUUAUUCCAGCCAAAGCUGACUCUCUUGUGGUUAUACUUUGUCGGCAUCCCUGUGCACAAAUUGCAUCGCAGAAGGAUCCUAAUUGGCAGGGAGAAGAAUGGAAACCACUCAUAAAUGAACGGCAGCUUCUUUCAUGGAUUGUAAAUGUUCCAUCAGAACAAGCUCAACUAAGAGCACGACAUAUUACAGCUGCUCAAGCCAGCCGUCUUGAAGACCUCUGGAAGGAACAUCCGAAGGCAACCAUUGAAGAUCUUGAUCGUCCUGGUGUUGACACGGAGCCUGAAAGUGUUCUUCUUAGGUAUGAAGACGCAUUUCACUAUCGACGCAUUUUUGCACCGCUUGUUCGAGAGGAGGCCGAAUUUGACAGGAAGACGAAGGAAUCACAAACACAAAGUGUUGGGCAUGUACGUUGGGAUCAAGGACUUAACAAAAAGCAUCUGGCAUUCUUCCAUCUUCCCAAGUUCAUGGAAGGAAGUAUGAAAUUAAUGAUUGGAGAUGAGUUACGGCUGAAACACAAUCAAACAAUCGAGCGAGAGUGGUCCUGUCUCGGACAGGUCUUCAAAAUACCGGACAACCACAGUGACGAAAUUGGGAUUGAAAUGCGUGCAGCUUCCUCAGAAAAGAUGCCCACAGAUCCAAGAAUAAAUUUUACUUGUGAGGCUGUUUGGAAUUCGACAUCGUUUGACCGGAUGUAUCAAGCACUGAACACACUCGAGAAAGAUCCUCAUUGCGUUUCGCAGUAUAUUUUUCACAAAUUGAUGGGUCAUGACAUUGACGAAAUCCUCUUCAAAGUCCAACAGCCAAAACGUUUAUCCGCUCCGGGGCUUCCUGAGCUGAACCACAGUCAGAUGCAUGCUGUAAAAACGGUACUUAUGAGACCACUCAGCCUCAUUCAGGGGCCUCCGGGAACUGGAAAGACAGUCACUUCGGCCACUAUUGUUUACCACCUUGUGCAACAAACACAAGGUCAGGUAUUGGUGUGUUCUCCGUCCAAUAUUGCCGUGGAUCAACUUGCGGAAAAAAUCCAUCGCACAGGACUGAAGGUCGUGCGUCUUUAUGCGAAGUCAAGAGAAGCCCUCGACACAAAUGUUGAGUUCUUAGCUCUUCAUGCUCAGCUGAAAGCUCUCAAAGAGUCUGCCGAAUUGCAGAAAUUACAGCAAUUAAAGGAGGAAAUUGGCGAAUUGUCUGCCGCGGAUCAAGAACGUUACAUAAAUUUGAAGAAAAUGAGUGAGCACAAACUGCUAGCUGCCGCGGACGUUAUCUGUUGCACAUGCUCCUCAGCUGCAGAUGCACGCCUCUCUAGAAUUAAAAUCAAAUGUGUAUUGGUUGAUGAAUCUACCCAAGCAACAGAGCCUGAGGUUUUGGUCUCGAUAGUACGCGGUGUUCGACAACUGAUUCUGGUAGGGGAUCACUGUCAGUUAGGACCAGUCAUUUUGUGUAAGAAGGCUUCUAAAGCGGGCUUGUCUCAGUCCUUGUUCGAGCGUUUGGUUCUUCUUGGAAAUCGUCCUAUCCGCCUCCAGGUUCAAUAUCGUAUGCAUCCGGAGUUGUCCUCUUUUCCAAGUAAUGUCUUCUACGAAGGCAGUCUCCAGAAUGGCGUUACUCAGACCGAACGUCAGCUUCGAGGUGUAGAUUGGGAGUGGCCUGUUCCCGGUCGUCCAAUGAUCUUUUGGUCAUGUUAUGGCCAAGAGGAAAUGAGUGCUAGUGGGACAUCUUUCCUCAAUAGGACUGAAGCGGCGAAUGUCGAGAAGCUUGCAAGCAAAUUAAUAAGAGGUGGUAUGCGCCCUGAGCAAAUUGGUAUAAUAACACCGUAUGAAGGUCAGCGAUCCUAUAUAGUACAGUACAUGCACACGCAGGGCACACUCAAUAGUAAACUCUACGAGAAUAUGGAAAUAGCAAAUGUCGAUGCUUUUCAGGGCCGCGAGAAAGACCUCAUUAUUGUCACAUGUGUGAGGUCAAAUGAUCACUCUGGGAUAGGUUUUCUCAAUGAUCCGCGUAGAUUAAAUGUGGCUCUGACUAGGGCGAAGUAUGGAUUGAUUAUCAUCGGGAAUGCAAAGGUCUUGGCUCGUCAGCCGUUAUGGAAUGAUCUACUAACUACUUUCAACCAAAAAAAUGUGAUCGUCGAGGGUCCUAUCAAUAACUUGAAAUCAGUUCAAAUCACCUUACCAAAACCGAAACCACAGCGUUCAAAUCCGGCGUAUCCGACUGAUCGAUAUGGUAUCCAGCGAACUACUUACACGCUACGUGAGUAUCGUGGUGGUUAUGGAAGAGAUGUGCCGCCGAUGGAUCCUCAUUCUGCAAUUUCUGCUCAUUCCCUUCGACACGCUGCUAAUUUACCUGUUCCUUUGCAUAUGUUGCAGAUGUUCCCUCCUCCCCCAUUUCCUCAACAGCCUCCGCAGCAACGGUUUCCCCCCGGGCGACGGAAUGCACCUGCUUGGCCUCCUACUCCUCAGUCAGUGGGUACUUCUUCUAUGCGAGUGGGCCAAUCGCAGAAUGAUUAUGGAGGAAUGUAUGCGUCUCAGGCGUCUCAAGAUCCGCUUAUUGGAGUCGAUGCGUAUGGAGAUGUCUCUAUAUCAGGAUGGACGCAGUCGCAAUCACAAAAUGUGGGAUCGAUGUCGAUGCAGUCACAGCUCAAGAUAUCGAAAACGAUAUGGCCAAUUUACUGCUCUCACAAGGACCUUGAGAUUGUGGAUAGCCAUCUAACGCUGUUGUGGGAUCGCUACGGAUCAGCGGUGAUAGGCUAUGAAGUCCUCGCUGAUCGGCCAGUUUCUACUCGAUACGCUUUUUCGACCGGAUUCGUGGCGCAGAUGGGUCGAAAAUUUCAAAAGAAGCGGAAACGGCUAGGUAUGACUUCCAAGGAAGGAUGUGAUGGCAAGGGAGACUCACGUGAUGAGUGGAAGAACCAUAAACCGUACAAGGAUAUUGUGAAAGAGAAUGAGAAGUACUGGAGCUUUUACAAAGCACAGAAUCUCUUUCCAGAAGAGGAGUGGGAUGCGUUCUGUGAAACUCUACGGACUGACUUGCCUGUGUCUUUUCGCGUGCAAGGAUGUCACAAGGAUCGGGACAAAUUAAUGCAGGAGAUGGAAACAAAGUUCUUCGUGCCAAUUUCGAAGUCGGAGGAUUCAGAUGUCUACGAACCAAAACCUUUACCGUGGUAUCCAGGUGCAUACCAAACAAAGAUGACUAGAACAGCAGUAAGGAGUCAUCCUAUCUUGGCUCACCUUCAUAAUUUUCUGGUUACUGAAGCAGAGAUUGGCCACAUAUCACGUCAGGAAGCUGUGAGUAUGAUUCCACCACUUCUUCUUAAUCCUUCAUCAAAUCAUCUUGUCCUGGACAUGUGUGCGGCUCCCGGUAGCAAAACAGCACAGUUGAUAGAAAUGAUGCACGAAACAACUAACAGUCCAAGUGGUAUGCUGAUAGCUAAUGAUGUGGACAAAAAACGGUGUUACAUGCUGAUUCAUCAGACUUUGAAACGUUUUCAUACGGCUUGCUGUGCAGUCAUUUGUGAAGAUGCAGCCAGAAUGCCAGUCUUGAAAGGGAUGAACGAUGAAGCAUUGAAGUUCGAUCGUAUACUUUGUGAUGUAAUCUGCAGCGGAGACGGUACACUCCGGAAGAAUCCAGAGAUCUGGAUGAAGUGGACGCCCCAGGAUGCGCUUGGGUUACACCGUAUGCAGCUUUCUAUCGCUCAGAAAGGGGCUAUGCUGUUGAAGGUGGGCGGUCGUAUGGUCUAUUCGACCUGCUCUAUGAAUCCAAUAGAAGACGAAGCUGUUGUUGCGCAGCUUAUUCGAACUUCUGGCGGAGCACUUCGGUUAUGUGACGCGCAUUCCCUUCUUCCUAAGCUUAAGGCUCUUCGUGGAGUUUCGUCGUGGAAGGUUUUCGAUCGUGACAUGAACGUGUAUGAUAAACCACAAGAUGUGUCGGGAUUUCUGCAGAAAUUGAUCUGUAACUCAUGUUUUCCCCCAUCAGAAGAAGAAGCAAAAUCCCUUCACUUGGAUUAUUGCAUGCGUAUUGUUCCUCAUCACCAAGACACUGGCGGGUUUUUUGUAGCACUGAUCGAUAAAGUUGCUGAAGGGAACUUUGAUAACAUUGUGGCAGCAGGUGCGCCUGCGCAUAGGAAGCAAAAGAUGUUCAAGGAUGAACCGUUUACUUUCUUGAAGAAGGAUGACGAACGAUGGUUCGAUAUAAAGAACCACUACGGCAUUUUGGAUGAUUUCGAAUACGAGAAUCUGUUCAGCCGACGUCUUGCAGAGCACGACGUCAACUGUCGACAAUUGUUCUAUGCAAACAGUGCUGUCAAGGAUUUCGUUAAACGCAACAUGACAACAGUUUCAAUCCAAAAUGCAGGAAUGAAGAUGUUCAGUCGCAACGAACAAAAAGUUGAAACGACGAGGUUCCGCCUGUCGCAAGAAGGUAUUCGUCACCUGCUCCCCUACCUGCAGAAACAGCUGGUUAAGAUCGAUCAAGAUGAUAUGCUGAAAAUUUUGAAAACCGAGGAGACCAUGAUCCCUCUAGAAUCUCUUCGAUGCAAAGAUGACGUUAGAGCGCAAAAUCCAGGAAGUCUUGUGCUGUUUACAGAUCGCGCCGAUCCUGUGUGCACAUGGGUUGGAUUCCACACUGUAGCUCCAUACUUGAGUAAGGAAGAACGUGUCCAUAUGCUUCGCAUGAUGGGAGUUGAUUGCUCUGAAAUCGAGCAAAUGAUGAAAUCAAAGCGGAAGCAAAAGGCCGCAGCUGAUCGACUUGCUGCUGAAUUCGAGAGAAAUGAAGGCAAAAGCUUGGCAUCCGAUUCAAUCGUCGUUGAAGGCGACGAUAUCGGCACCUUUCUUUCAGAUAACGACGAAAGCGAAAAUAGAGAAUAG
Necator americanus (New World hookworm) is the source of this 5766-nucleotide messenger RNA. RefSeq lists its product as uncharacterized. Gene Ontology annotation, biological process: nuclear-transcribed mRNA catabolic process, nonsense-mediated decay; tRNA methylation. Bases 1 to 5766 code for a protein of 1921 amino acids. The transcript has 52 exons. NCBI's taxonomy places the organism in Eukaryota, Metazoa, Nematoda, Chromadorea, Rhabditida, Ancylostomatidae. Gene Ontology annotation, molecular function: zinc ion binding; transcription coregulator activity; ATP binding. The record is from RefSeq and is a predicted model, not a curated record. Gene Ontology annotation, cellular component: cytoplasm; Z disc; nucleus.